Messenger RNA from Ostertagia ostertagi, 660 nucleotides. NCBI's taxonomy places the organism in Eukaryota, Metazoa, Nematoda, Chromadorea, Rhabditida, Trichostrongylidae. The record is from the annotation of a GenBank genome assembly.
AUGGAAUAUGAAGAUCGCAGCGAAAAAGUCAAAAAGGCUACACCCCAUGAAUUGGACAAGAAACAGAUGGAGCUCGCCAGGGCGAAGAUGAAGAAGCACACUGACGCCAGAGAGGUCGCAAGACAAGAAGAGAAGAACUGGGUGGAAUUUCGCAAGCUCCAGGUGCUGUACGAUUGUCGUCCAAAGUCCCGAGCUGCUUCACGAAGGGAAGAUGACUCAUUUCCUCGACGUCGUCGUGGUGUCUCGAUGGGAUUCGGCGAGCGCAAAGCGUAUUUUCUCGCGAUCCGACCGAAUCCUAAAUAUGCAACGUGGUUUGGUAAGCGAAAGAACUGGCAGGUGAAAGAAAAGAACAAUAAGAAACGCUCGAAAGAACAGCAAACAGAAGUGUUCUGUGUACCAGUGGGCGUGAAUGAGCGGACCCUGGCAGAAACGGUUCUAGAAGCCGAAGACGAGGAGAACGCAGCUGAGAAGAAAGGCAAUCAUGCUCUCAAACCCUCUGAAACAGGGAAUUCCGUUUUGGAUAAUUCCAGACUUGAGCUCGCAACUCGUGUUGGCUUUGUGCCUGCCAACCAGCAACAGGAGGAAGAAGAGCUCAAUGAAGAGGACUUGCCCAUAGACAGAGAACUGAUAGAAAAGGUAAUCGAUGCUCCUGAGUCAAAC